ACCUAUGGAGAAAAUCAACAUUGGAUCGAAAUUGGGAUGACACUUUGGGGUAUUACUUUGUCGACCAGUCGACAUACGACUGGCUACUUGAAACCAACCAAAACGUCACGUUUUCUUUGACCUCUCCCGAUUCCCAGGCCGUGACUAAGAAUUACACUCUCUCAUACGAAACAACAUUCAAUCUCAACCUUACAUAUCCGCUCAUGGAUACCUGGAGCCACUAUUUCCCUCCAAAGCGAGAGCGAAAUGUGUUGGGUCGUGCCUUUUUCCAGGAGACGCACAUAUCCAUCGAUUACGAUGAGGGCUAUCUUCAAAAUAUCUCAAACGAAUCCAGGAUAUGGCUCGCUCCGUAUUGUGGUAAUUGAACAUAAGAACGACACCAAGGAGAAUGAGACAACCCGCUCGACACCUUUUGUCCACUGGAGCAUGCGUUGAUACAGGAGUCGGAAACCAUGAAAAUAUAUGGAAUGAUCAGCUUCUGUGUGUAUGUGAUUUUGAGUUUCAAUGUUCGAUAUAGGUGUAUCUGCAUGUAGGGACCUCCAUGAAUGUGAUCAAUUGAUUCAAAUGUUGGAGACGGCGAAAGGCAUUCACGUGACCGAUAUCCGAAAAGGGAAGGGACCGGGGAGCUGUACAAUGAGGUCAACGCACUUCCAUAUGCGCGACGGGUAACUCUCUGGAUUCAUGCAAAGACAUGCCUCGGUCAUCCGGAAGCUCAUCCUACACUCUUGUUUGCUCUGCAGCCAUGAGUGAUUGUGGUUGGUUGUCGACAUAGAUCGGGGCACCUCCACAUGCACCACAGCGAGUCCCGAGGCGUCGUUGAUCCUCAAUCGUCAUGUUGCCGAGCUUAUGGUACUCAACACUCGGAUGUCGCGGUGGUUUCGGAGAGAGGCCAUAAGCGUCGAGCCGAAGGCACAUGGACGUUGUAUAAAGAGGAAUGGCAGACGGGACGGCCUGCUGGGCGAUUGAGUUGUGCGCAUCGCCCAGCGGCUCUCCAGUCAUUGGCACUCCCCCAGGCCUCAUUCUUCGCAGCAAUCUUCAUCACGACCAGUUACAAAGCGGACAGAUGGAAGGGUUAUCAACAAUCGGGACAUGCACAUCGCCCUCUUCGCUAACCGAAUCCUCGCCUUUCCGCUCUUCUCCCCGUAUCAAGUCCAACUUUAGCAUUUCAACCCAAGCACAGCGAGUGCGCCGGCGUCUGAGGGGUUUCGACUACGCAAAGAAGAGAGCAGCAAAAGCGACGCUGCAGCCAAGACCCAUAACGAUGUCGACGUCCAGUCUGCCGCUGGACCCUGUCGCUGAUACAUCGAAUACGCGCCCGCGCCGCCCCACGGUGCAGUCGGACAUCCACGACACCAUUUUGCGGCCCGGCACAGUCCGCAUCAACGUCCAGGGCGCCUUCAUUGUCGACGAGCAGCCCGUCACCCCGCGCAGCGAAGACUACAACCAUGAUACCAGGGAUAUCCGCCUCCCCAACCACACCGCCGUCGUGAGCCAUGUCGCCGUCGAUAUCGGAGGCUCCCUUGCCAAGCUUGUCUACUUUUCGCGCGAACCCGACGAGAGCUCCAUCGGCGGCCGCCUCAACUUUGUCAAAUUCGAGACGGAUCAAAUAGACAAAUGCAUACAUUUCAUGCGCAAGCUGCAAGCCGACCACAAACAUCUCAAUGGCUCGACCACGGACGAAUUAUGCGUCAUGGCUACUGGUGGAGGAGCUUUCAAGUACUAUGACAAGAUAAGAGAGGCAUUGGGUGUCAAGGUGAUACGGGAGGAUGAGAUGGAGUGUUUAAUCAUAGGCCUAGAUUUCUUCAUCACCGAGAUACCCAACGAGGUCUUCACCUAUAGCGAGGAAGAUCCCAUGGAUUUCGUUCCUCUGCCCCCGCAGCCAUCAUCCAUAUACCCAUACCUCCUCGUGAACAUUGGCUCUGGCGUGUCCAUGGUCAAAGUCUCCGGUCCUCGACAGUACGAACGUAUAGGCGGCACAUCCUUGGGAGGGGGAACUCUGUGGGGUCUGCUCUCUCUGCUGACUGGCGCGCGGAACUUUGAGGACAUGCUGAAACUGGCCGAGAAGGGCGACAAUUCGACCGUCGAUUUACUCGUCGGUGAUAUCUACGGUGCCGGAUAUAACAAGAUUGGGUUGAAGAGCACGCACAUAGCGAGCUCGUUCGGCAAGGUAUACAAGCUGAAGCGCGCCGCCGAAAGCGAGGCAGAAGACGGCUGCAACGGUGACUACAAGGUUCAUCACUCGGAAGAAGAGCAAGUCGAGGGUUCCUCUGAAAUCCCACACUCCCCCGCGAAAUUCCGCUCCGAGGACAUAUCCCGAUCCUUGUUGUAUGCCGUAUCCAACAAUAUCGGCCAGAUUGCUUACCUCCAUGCUGAAAAGCACAAUCUGCCGCACAUCUACUUUGGUGGUUCGUUCAUUGGCGGCCACUCGCAAACCAUGCACACCUUAUCGUACGCCAUUCGUUUCUGGUCCAAAGGCACCAAGCAGGCAUACUUCCUCAGACAUGAGGGUUAUUUGGGUGCGGUAGGCGCAUUCCUGAAGAGACAGCCGCAGAACUGGGGAAGGCGGAAUAGCUUCGAAGGAUCCAAGCGGGCGAGCAUGUCUACUUGA
Periconia digitata is the source of this 2608-nucleotide messenger RNA. The record is from the annotation of a GenBank genome assembly. NCBI's taxonomy places the organism in Eukaryota, Fungi, Ascomycota, Dothideomycetes, Pleosporales, Periconiaceae.